This is a messenger RNA of Magnolia sinica, 2682 nucleotides long. Its product is annotated as DEAD-box ATP-dependent RNA helicase 21. Gene Ontology annotation, biological process: mRNA splicing, via spliceosome. The coding region runs from base 129 to 2360 and encodes 743 amino acids. The transcript has a single exon. Gene Ontology annotation, molecular function: ATP binding; RNA binding; RNA helicase activity. Gene Ontology annotation, cellular component: catalytic step 2 spliceosome. NCBI's taxonomy places the organism in Eukaryota, Viridiplantae, Streptophyta, Magnoliopsida, Magnoliales, Magnoliaceae. The record is from RefSeq and is a predicted model, not a curated record.
UCUCUUUCUAGAAGGCCAAAGAACCUCCUCCUCAGUCUAAUCAUCUCCUCCCCUCCUGUAAGAAACCAAGCGACCUUUAAACCCCCUCCCUUUUACAUAACCACCACACCAUUUCUCCUCUCCAGACCAUGAAACGCCCCAUAGACGAUAUAACCCCAUCCCUCCCCUCUUCUCCAAAACCCUCCCUUAAAAAGCCUGUCUUCCUCACCAAAGCCCAGCGCGAGCAGCUCGCCCUCCAACGCCGGCAGGAAGAAGUCGCCGUUCAAAAGCGCCAAACCCUAGAAAUCCAUUCCCAAUCCCUCCCAGAACCCCGCUCCCGCGACGACGAUUCCCGGCCCCGUGAUCGUGACCGUGACCGCGACGACGAUUCCCGGAUCCGCGAUCGUGACCGCGACCGCGACGACGAUUCCCGGCCUCGCGACCGCGACCGCGACCGCGACCGCGACGACGAUUCCCGGCUCCGCGAUCGUGAUCGUGACCGCGAUGACGAUUCCCGGUCCCGUGAUCGAGAUCGAGACCGCCACCACCGUUCAAAUUCCGACCGCAGGCCUGCCCCCGGGGCCCGCGAUGAGGACUCCAAGUCCCGUGACCGCGUACGAACAGAGAAGCAGGUCGAGCGCGAGCGGGAGAAGGAGCUCGAAUCCAUCAAGGAGCAGUACCUUGGCAGCAAGAAGCCCAAGAAGCGUGUGAUCAAGCCAAGCGAGAAGUUUCGGUUCUCGUUUGACUGGGAAAACACUGAGGACACUUCCCGUGACAUGAACGUGCUCUACCAGAACCCACAUGAGGCUCGGCUCCUCUUUGGCCGGGGUUUCCGUGCUGGGAUGGACCGUCGGGAGCAGAAGAAGCUUGCUGCUAAGAAUGAGAAGGACCUCCGUGAGGAGAUUCGUAAGAAGGAGGGCGUGGAGGAACGGCCUGAGGAGGCUGCGGCCCAGCGGCAGAAGGAGGAGGCUGCGGACCUCUAUGACACUUUCGAUAUGCGUGUGGACCGCCACUGGUCUGAGAAGAAGCUUGAUGAGAUGACAGAGCGGGACUGGCGUAUUUUCCGUGAGGACUUCAAUAUAUCAUAUAAGGGGUCCCGCAUCCCCCGGCCCAUGCGGAACUGGCCUGAGAGCAGGCUCAGCAAUGAGCUGUUGAAGGCAGUUGAGAAGGCAGGGUAUAAGACCCCGUCCCCAAUCCAGAUGGCUGCAAUUCCUCUCGGGCUGCAGCAGCGGGAUGUGAUUGGGAUUGCUGAGACGGGGUCCGGUAAGACUGCUGCUUUUGUUCUUCCUAUGCUUACGUACAUCUCCAGGCUUCCUCCAAUGAAUGAAGAUAAUGAGGCUGAGGGCCCAUAUGCCGUUGUGAUGGCUCCCACGAGAGAGCUUGCACAGCAGAUUGAGGAUGAGACCGUGAAGUUUGCGCAUUAUUUGGGGAUUAAGGUGGUGUCAAUUGUGGGUGGGCAGUCAAUUGAAGAGCAGGGGUUUAAGCUUAGGCAGGGGUGUGAGGUUGUGAUUGCAACGCCAGGCCGGCUUUUGGAUUGCUUGGAGCGGAGGUACGCCGUAUUGAAUCAGUGUAAUUAUGUAGUUCUCGAUGAAGCUGAUCGGAUGAUUGAUAUGGGGUUUGAACCCCAGGUAGUUGGGGUGCUCGAUGCAAUGCCUUCAAGCAAUUUGAAGCCAGAGAAUGAGGAUGAAGAGCUUGACGAGAAGAGGAUUUACCGUACCACAUACAUGUUUAGUGCUACCAUGCCUCCCGCUGUUGAGCGCCUGGCGAGAAAGUAUUUGCGGAACCCAGUUGUUGUCACAAUUGGAACAGCUGGUAAGACAACAGACCUCAUCACGCAGCAUGUGAUCAUGCUGAAGGAAUCGGAGAAGAUGUCGCGGCUGCAAAAGCUUCUUAAUGAGCUUGGUGACAAGACUGCGAUUGUGUUCAUCAACACUAAGAAGUCCGCAGACUCUCUUGCCAAGUCAUUGGAUAAGGCGGGGUAUCGAGUGACGACGUUGCAUGGUGGGAAGACGCAGGAGCAGCGAGAGAUUAGUCUUGAAGGGUUUAGGAGCAAGAGGUUUACGGUUCUCGUGGCAACGGAUGUGGCAGGCCGUGGAAUUGACAUACCGGAUGUGGCUCAAGUUAUAAAUUACGAUAUGCCUGGGAAUAUUGAAAUGUACACCCAUCGUAUUGGCCGGACUGGGCGUGCUGGGAAGACAGGUGUGGCAACUACAUUCUUGACUAUGCAUGAUACGGACGUGUUCUAUGAUCUUAAGCAGAUGCUUAUUCAGAGCAAUAGUCCAGUGCCUCCGGAGCUGGCGAGGCAUGAGGCUUCAAAGUUCAAACCUGGGACAAUUCCAGACCGGCCGCCGAGACGCAAUGACACUGUUUUUGCUCAUUGAGGAUUUCCGAUUUUCAGAGCUGUUGUGCUUGUGAGAUGAUCUGGUCCAUUGAGCUGUUUAGGUUGUUGGGAUUAGAAGAUUCUUGUUCAUGUGCUACGAGGAAAAGCAUCUGGAAUGCAAAUUCCAAAGGUAUCGUGUUUCUCUUCAUUGUUAAAAGUGAUAGAGGGCGACAUUACUAGCUUUUAUUUAUUUAUUUAAAUUUUCUGUGUUUUGCUCCGCCUUAUGGACGAGUAUUGGCUUAGUAGAAGGUUUUUCAUGCUGAUAUAAUUGAAACAUUUGUGUAUGCAAUCUUAAGAUAUUCAUUUCAUUGUCAAGUUUGUUA